Alligator mississippiensis (American alligator) is the source of this 10260-nucleotide messenger RNA. RefSeq names its product pyroglutamyl-peptidase I like (gene PGPEP1L). The record is from RefSeq and is a predicted model, not a curated record. Gene Ontology annotation, cellular component: cytosol. Bases 7359 to 7862 code for a protein of 167 amino acids. The transcript is spliced from 7 exons. Gene Ontology annotation, molecular function: pyroglutamyl-peptidase activity. Gene Ontology annotation, biological process: proteolysis. NCBI's taxonomy places the organism in Eukaryota, Metazoa, Chordata, Crocodylia, Alligatoridae.
UGGGAAGACCACUUGGCCAGAUCUGACCGGUCGCAUAGAUUCCAGACCUGUAUCAAGACAAGGUUCCUUGGGUGAAUCUGGUAUCUUUUAUUAGACCAACCCAAAUAGUUGGAAAAUAAUUAUUAAGCAAGCUUUCGGGUUCAAAAACCCUUCGUCAGGCUAAGGAAGUUUCAGCAGUUGGUGUGUGCUCUUCCUGGAUGGAAUGAAAAGUAAAGAAACCAGCGGCUGGGCUGGUGAGUCAGAGGAUUGUAGAUGAACUCUACCCGUCUGUCUCAGGAAGUAUUCAGGCUGAUCAGAAGAAAUGCCCUCACAGAUUCAGUUUUGGCCAAAGGGGAUGACCUGGUGAGUGAUCUGAAGAUAGAGGGUAACCUAGGCAACAGUGACCAUGACACUAUCACUUUCACUGUUCGUCAUAGGUCUGGGAAAUUUCUUGACUUUAAAAAAGCUGACUUUGAUAAGCUAAGGGCAUUAGUGAGUAAUGCCCUACAGGAUCAUGGGCUGCAGGGAAAGUGUGUGCAUGAAGAGUGGUCGUUACUCCAGGAUACAAUCCUCAGUGCACAGAAGUUGUCCACCUGUAUGCAAAAAGGGUGGCACAAGGGCUAGGAGGCCAUCUUCGUUCAAUAGGGAAGUGGCAGAUCUUCUGUAAAAGAAACAGGAGGCUUACCAAUGAUGGAAGCUAGGAAUAGGUCCUAAGGAGAAUUACAUAAGAUUGGCCCACACUUGUAGGAAGCUGAUUAGAAAAGCAAAAGCCAUGACCGAAUUCAGGUUAGCAACCAAAAUCAAGGACAAUAAGAAGUCCUUCUAUAGGUACAUAGGUAACAGGAGGAAAAUCAGUGAAAGUGUGGGACCACCACUCAAUGCACCUGGACAUCUGAUCACAGACACCAAGGAGAAAACUAAACUCCUGAAUGAGUACUUUGCAUCUGUAUUCCCCCAGUAUAAGAGUGAUAACCUGCCAAAUGCAAAUAUGAUGCAGAAUAGUCACAGUAGGGAUGAUCACCUUCCAACAGUCAAUGUAGAGCUGGUGAAAGAACAGCAAGAGAGGCUGGAUAUCUAUGUCAGCAGGACCAGAUGAACUCCAUCAGAGUGCUGAAUGAACUAGCCAAAGUCAUCGCAGGACCACUGGAAAACCUCUUUUAGAAUCUGUAGCACUCAGGAGAGGUCCUAGAAGACUGGAAGUUGUGCCCAUCUUCAAGAAGCAGAGGAGAGAGAGGACACAGGGAAUUACAAGCCGAUCAGCCUGACCUCAAUAUCCCAGGGAAAAUCCUUGAAGAAAUACUCAGGGAGUCUACAUGUGAUAAGCUAGUAGAAGGCAAAUUCUCAAUGACAGCCAACAUGGUUUUGUCACAGGUGGAUCAUGUCUGACUAAUCUCAUCUCCUUCUACAACCAGGUCACUCACCACCUGAAUAAGGGAGAUGAGGUCAAUGUCAUUUACUUGGACUUUAGGAAGGCCUUUGACCCGGUGUGUCCCAUGAUUCUCUCAAGGUAAAACUAAGGGACUAUGGGCUCAGCAAUUCCAUGGUCAGAUGGGUGGAAACUGGCUGCGGGGUCAGACCCAGAGAGUACUAAUAGACCGACCUGUGUCAUCCUGGCAGAAAGUAGCCAGUGGGGUCCCCCAAGGUUCGGUACUUGGACUGGUGCUUUUCAACAUCCACAUCAAUGAUCUAGGCAUGGGGGUGAAAAGCACCAUGUCAAAGUUCACCAAUGACACUAAGCUCUGGGGAAGUGCGGCCACACAUCAGGGUAGGCUUCCAUUCCCAGUGAACCUAGACAGAUUAGUUAAAUGGGAGGACCAGAACCAGAUGCUGUUCAGCACCGAGAAGUGGAAAGUGCUCCAUCUGGGGAGGAAAAAGCCACAACAGACUUACAGGCUUAGUGGUGCUAUGCUAGGUAGCACCAUGUCCAAAAGGGACCUGGGGGGUCAUAAUUGACCAUAAAAUGAAUUUAAGCCACCGAUGUGAUGCUACAGUUAGCAGAGCAAAUGAUAUGCUGGCAUGCAUCAACUGAUGCAUCUAAAGCAAAAAUAAGGAAGUUAUUCGCCCGCUCUACUCGGCAUUGGUGAGGCUGCAGCUGGAGUACUGCAUCUAGUUCUGGGCGCUGCACUUCCAGAAGGAUAUGGAGAAGCUUGAGAGACUCCAGAGAAAAGCCACUUGUGUAAAGAGCAAGCCAUACAAGCAAAGGCUGACAGAUACGGAACUGUUCAGCCUAGAAAAGGGAGGACUCCAGGGAUGAUUUGGUGGCAGCUUACAAAUAUAUAAGGGGAGCUAGGCAAACAACUAUUCACCAAAGCACUGCAGGGAAAAACCAGGAGCAAUGGUCAUAAACUCCUAGAAGAUUUCAGACUGGAUAUAAGGAAAAACUUCUUCACAGUUCAUGUGACCAGACUCUGGAAUAGACUCCCAGUGUGGGUGGUGCAGGCACCUACCCCAGAGAUCUUCAAAAGGAGACUGGACACGCACCUUGCUGGGGUUAUUUGACCCCAGCAGUUUUUCCUGCCCAGAGCAGGAGGGCUGAACCCAGUGUUCUCAUGAGGUCCCUUCCAGCCCUAAAUAUCUGUGAAUCUGUGACUGUCUACAUGUGCAGCAUGGUAAGGCCACAGUUAAUUAACACCACUGUAGAAUAAUACUGCCAGGCACGAGUACUGUCCUACAGCAGAGUUUUUUAGCGUGCCAUAAUACACGUGUAGACAGUGACCGGGGCUGGCUGGGGCAUGAAGGUGCUAUAGCGUGAGGGCCCCCUACACUGCCCCAGCUCAACAUGCUGUGGUCCUGGGUGCACACAUAAGCACCGUACUUGGGAACAAUAAACUCCAGUGCGUCGGAGUUUGUUCAGGAGCACUAACUUCACAUGGAGCUGCAAGCAGUUACUUCAAGGAAAAUAUUUCUCCUUCAUGCUCCCUUUCAAACACAAGGUCUUCAUUAUACACAGGACAUGCUCUAUGCAAGAAAAUAUGGUAUAUAUGAGGAGAAAGUCAGCGAAAGCCAAGUCAGCUACACUUAGGACAUUUGAAAACCAAUCACAUGUGUGGUUAAUUCUGCAAUAUAACCUGAAUUUCCAUUGACAUCCUGUAUCCCAUGGCCUGGGUAUGUAUUGUUGCAUAUAUGCCACUGUUUUUGUUAGGACUACAGUGAUACUUGCAUGAAACCUUAUGAAGUGUCCUCAAAUUUCAGCUGAAGAACCACAGAGGAAAAUGUUCCCAUUGCAAAAAAAAAAAAAAAAAAAUCAUCUGCCCAAAAAAGCCUAAAUGGAAAAUGCUUUCCUACUCAUUUAUGAAAUCACAAAAUCCUCUGUUUAUUGUCUGCUACAAUAUCUAAGUACAUUUACUAAUACAAUACAUUCAGUUCUCAUAGAAGCUUACAUAAUUGCACAUAAUGCUAAAUGAAAUGAACAGACUGGAAUCUGUAAAAGUGCAUUUCAAUAAGCUAUUAUAGGACUAUCAGUUUAUUGAAGCAAUUCACUUUUUUGCAGAUAUAAAUAUGCAAAAUAAGUGUCUAUUUAUUCAUUUACAAACCAAAAGUCGCUAAUCAUAUUAGGGAAAAGACACUGCCGCUACUUCAACUGGCAAACAGAGUUCUGAGCUUAGGAAUCACUGUGUUUAUAGCUAAUGUCCAUGAAUCAUUUCAGGAAAGAUCGCUGACCUGUGAAAAUACAUAUAGAGAGCUCCUCUCUCCCUUGUUUAUUGCGAAGUUCCAUUACCAAUAAUGUGAAAGCUAUGAAAAAUAGCAUGCAUAACAUGAGAAUAUCAGAGAGAGGUAGCUUAGCUGUUAGUCUGAGGUCAGGCAGAAGGCAAGAUGUACUAUUAUGCUCUCUCACAAAAGGUUAUGCAUCUCUGAUUCAAUUAGUCUAUAAGGUUCAUAUCUACACUGCUUUCUGCAUGAGAAUAUCAGGUCUGUUUCAUUUGGCCCUAUGCAAAUGUGAUGCUAUUUGCAGUUUCAUUACACUAAAACUUCUAACAUGAAGCAUUUCACAACUUCAGAGCACUUUAAAAACAUUAAUUCAUUUUAACAUCUACACCUAACAAAGUAUGUGGUAUCGCAAAUACUGAGCAGUCGUGAUUUAGUAUAGAAUAAAUCAAAACAGCCAGAAUUGCACCUCAUCUCUUCCUGCUUGCCAGUACUUAUGCUUUGUUUCUUAGAUUAUGCCACACUGUAGAGAGAAGUCUUACUGAUAAGUUUUUAUCAAAUUUAGAUAAAUUAAACAAAAAAAUUAUAAACAUUAUACUGACACAGCUGAUUGGUCUUUUGUACACCAUGCUUUUAAUCAGGGUUUUACAGGGAAAAGUUUUUCAAACUGGUUACGUGUAUAAACGGAUUAGCAAAAAACCCAAUAAACCAUAUAGAUAGCUGAAAGAUGGUGGAGCUAGGUAUUCGAGAUGCAAUCCUGUUUAUUUACUUUAAAAAUGUACAUGUUCCAUUUUUCUGAACACAGGAUUCAAAAUGAUAAGAGAUGGCAUCGUUGUUUAUUGUUGCAGGCCUUUUUCAACCUAGCAUUCAUAGCAACAUACAUUUCUCUAGGAUUUUGCUUAGGGUCAGCUACCAGUUCUCCUAAGGUUGUAAGUGUACAUACUUGUGCUCUCUCUCACACACAAACCUGAAACAAGACCCAACAAGGUCUUCUGCUCACGUCGUUCUAAUUCCUGAGGGGAUUUGCAUCUGCUUUUGUUUUGCUUGGCAAGAUUGGCCUGUGUUUUACUUUGUUUCUUAUACUUAACUUGAAUGAAGGGAGGCUGUUAAACUCAACCAGUUUUCAUGAGAUUUAACCCAACCUAUGGCAUUCUUCUGACCCUGUCACAGUUUCUAGGUCACCUUGUAGAAUAUGCUACAUAGAAGACUAACCCUAAGUGAAUGUUUUGCUUUAGCACAUAUAUAAUACUUGCUUACCUUGUGUUUAAUUUAAGCUGUAUAAGGUAAUCAGACACAAUGGGGAUGAAUAUCUUAUAAAACCUAAUACUCUAACACUUUUGGACACCAUGAUCAAUAUUCAAAAUGAUAAAAUACAAACCACCAUAUACAAUAAACCUAUGAACCAACAUACAUAUCUGCACAGAACCAGCAAUUGCCCUAAACACACCAAGAAAACUGUAGUAUACAUCCAAGCCCUCCAAUACCACCAAAUUUGCACAGAGGAGAACACCCUGGAUUGCCACCUCACAAAUCUCAGAAGGGCCUUCACCCAACAAGGACACGCCUCUGGAGAGAGAGACCACACUUUUGAAAGAGCUACCCGGAUACCACACGAAGAUUUGCUGUGGUACAGAAAGAAAAUCCCCGCAAAUCGCACACCAUUAGUUAUGACAGAUCAUCCUUCCCUGGGCCCUAUACAGAAAAUCCUCAAAUUAUUGUAAACCAUACUAGAAGAUGACCCAGUUCUUAAAGAGAUCUUCCCAGAAUCACCCAUCCUAGCUUUUAAACAAGCAACAAGCCUCACUAACAUUAUCACUAGAAGCAAACUCCCUAUGACCCAAACCAUGCCCAAUGGAUCCAGACCAUGCCAGGACAAGAAAUGUAAAAUCUGCCAACACAUUUCCACUGCCCCCACAAUAACUACACCCCACAACAGAUCCACCACCAUUCCUGGAUCUUACAGCUGCAUCUCCAAAAGUGGUAUAUCUCUCAUCCAGUGCACCAAAUGCCCUGAUGGAAAAUAUGUUAGAGAAACCAAACAACAACUGCGCACCAGAAUGAACACAGACCAAAAAAUCUAUCAAAGACAAGAAUACCCAGUUACCUGUGGGGGCACAUUUCUCACAAGAAAACCUCUCUCUCUCUCUCUCUCUCUCUCUCCAGUCUCUCAGUUCUAAUCCUCAAAGGGAACUUACAAAACACCUUUCACGGAACAAGCCUAUGAACUUCACUUCAUCAAGCUACUAGAUACAAAAACCCAUGCACUCAAUAUAGACAUUGGAUUUAUGACACAUUACAACCUGCCUGACAUCCGAUUCACCACAUACCUGCCAGACCUGACCUUUUACACUUUCUUCCCCCCCACUCCUUUUUAGCCCUUUGUCUUCCUAAUCUCCAGCUACUUACUUUUUCACAGACCGCCUCUUUUCUAUCUUGAAAAUCUACUAUUGUAGAGUCUCCCUUACUUACCUUUGGUUCUUCUCCCCCCUCAUUUUUCCCCUCCCUUCCCUGCUGUACCUUUUGUUUUCCACAUUUCCACCUAUUCACAGUCUCACUGACAUCCUGUCACACUUUUAGCUUCUUUCAUUCCUUGGAGUCUCAGAACAGCAGAGAUUCCCAAUGCCUUAAGAAGGGUCAUUGCGCCUGAAAGCUUACUAAGAACUUUUUUCAAACUGCCUGGUUGGUCUAAUAAAAGAUAUCACAUGUACCCAAAGAACCUUGCCUGCCUUAUAGAACCCAAGGUAGGUUAGAUAGACAGAUAAUUGCUUUGAUGCUGUGUUGAGGAGUAUCUGACAUCUAUAACUGCACAAACAUUUUUACAAUGAAUGUAGGGCAGUGAGAAAAAAAGAAAGCAAGUGUGGUAGAAAUAGAGGGAUAUGUACUUGUAGUUAGUUUGCUUAAUUAAGCGGAGAAAUACCCAAUGGAUUACAACUGUGCUAUAAAUAGCUUGAAACAACUAUACAGACACAAGUUAGGCCAAUUAGUUUUCUGUUCACUUCGUACAUAAGAAUUUUUCUGAUCCCAAACAUUGACAAACAUUUUUGUAAAAUGCCUCUUUCAAACUCUCCUGUGUUUUCUAAUCACUAAAUAUUAUUGUGCAUCUUGUAAAAGAAAAAAAAAAAGAAAAAUGAAACCAGAAACUUCAGGCAGUACUGACCACACGUCUCUCUUUACACUUUGAAAGCAUUACAUGAACCCCAAGUCAUCUCUGUCAUGUGAAUCCACACUUGUUUCUAUCUAAUGAAGUCUUUUUUCACUGUCCAAUAGAAACCUGGAUUUUUCAGAAGAGACUGGAGGGAGGGGGAGGAAGGGAGUGUCCCAAAUGAAGCAGAUUACCACAGAUGCAUGAAUUAUGAUACUGUUGUUUGGAACUGAAAGACGACCAGAUUUCACAUUCUGGAGCUAAGUUUCAUGGAUUCAAAUUCCAACACUGUGGUUGUGACUGUAGAUUAGGUAUCACCAUAUUUCUUCUCUGUAAAUGGAGUGGAACAAGCAUGGAAGGUACUAUAUUGUCUAUGUGGAGCAGAGGGAUGCUUUAUUGUGCCCCCCCCCCCCAGCCCUGCACAUUAGUGGGUAUGAAGGAUCUUCCACAGGCUGCAUUAAUGGUACUUCUCCAGCACCUUGAGGUGUAUCCUGUAUGUUGUCCAUGUCUCAGCUCUGCACAAUAAGGUUUUGGUCCCUUUCGACAAUACCUUGUAAACUCUAGCUGGGAAGCAGUGAAGGAGCUGUCCAAGAUGGGCCUUGGUAGUGACAUAGAUCUUCAAAUUGUGCAACUGCCAGUGUCCUACCAAAAAACAAAGGAGUUGGUGUGGAAAAUUUGGACGACUCUCCAACCACUACUUACUGUUCACAUUGGGCUUGCUUCCUCCUCCAAAGCAAUCAUCAUCCUUGAACAGUGUGGGAAGAACAAAGGCUACAAAGAAAAGGAUGUUUGUGGGUAUUGCCCACAAGAUGGCUGUUGUCUGUUAGAUGGCCCGGAGCGACUUGACUCUACAAUUGAUAUGAAAACUCUCUGGAAAACUGUAGCUGUGGAAGGGAUUGACAUCAUCUUCUCCCGAGAUGCAGGAAGGUACAUCUGUGAUUAUACCUAUUACACCUCUCUGUAUUAUGGCAAUAGAAGAGCAGCUUUUAUCCACGUGCCUCCAUUAUCCAAGUCGGUAACAGCAGAUUUUCUAGGAAGAGUAUUACAAUUAAUUAUUUUAGAGAUGUUAAAGCAGUGUGGGAGAAACAGAGAAUAAGGAGGAGGAUUUACAAGAAGACACUCAAGUUCUGCACAGCAAUACCUCACCUGAGACAACCCUGAAGAGUUUAGUAAAAAAAAUACACACCAUUUUGGAGGAUAUAAAAAGUUGUAAAAAAUCAUCUUUAGUGAUAUUCCAGACACAAUUACAAAAAAAGAAAAAAAUAUAUAAUUUGUUAGAGGAAUGUAAAUGAUUGGUGCUUUAUUUAGCUAGUGGCCAUAAAUUAAAUUUAGUUUAGAGCUAACAGUACCAGGAAAGCAGCACUGAUGGCUAAACUGCCAUUUCCCCAAGAUAUUUUUUAUAUCAUAAUGAAAAGGUAAGAAACAAAUUGCUUUAAAAAGCUUUCUUGAAUGCUUGUUCUCAGUAUUUGAAAACUAGGCAAGCAGGCAUCAUGCAGCUUGCAUAGCUUCCUUAAGGAACUCCACUGAUGCACACAUUUAAGAUUAUAUACAAUUUGUCUGGUCACAAUAUGCUCCCUCUUGCCCUUCCAGCUGCAGGCUAGUAGACAAAGUUAGCCAUAUGAGAUGGACAUGUAAAAAACCUGCUUUUUGUGAGCGAUAGUCACAUGCAUUAUAUGGAUAUUUAAAAUCACUUGUGAAUGUUAUCAAGCCAACUGCAAUCCUCUCCCCAAAAGCACACUUAGGAUUGAGGAACUUUAGAAAAAUACUGUGAAAUAAGCUACUAACCACAUUCAAAGUGCCAUCGCUAUUCUCCCCUUGUUCUGCACUUAAAAGGCUUAUUGCAUUUGGGUCUGUUCUUUACUUUAGGAAUGCACUUGCAGAAGAAAUACCUUGAAAAGGCCAAGUCACCCUAUGUGCUUUUGAGGAAAAGGCUGCAGUUUUAUCCAAGGAGGGAGGACAGCAUCACUGCAGAAGUGAUGCUGUUUAUUUGCAUCUACAGUAGACUGUGAAGUUGCUGGUGACAAAUUAGGAUUACAGCAGAUUUUUGAAAUGAAUGUAAUGAUUAAUCUGGAUUCAACCUGCGCAAGGCCACUUACCCCAACCUCCUGGUGGAUAUAGCAUGACAGGGCAGAGGUUCUCUCUCGGGUAGGACGGUCCCAAGUAAUUUGUCAGCAUAAUCAGUCCAAAACCAACAACCGGAAUUGCCCCAGGAAAGGCAGUUGAUGGAGUGCAGCGUCACGUGCUGUUGUGGCCUACAACCGAAUUGUAAAGGUAGGCAAGGUGCCAAAUUCUACUCUAGCUGCAGUUUCACAAAGGAGUAAGGUGUCCCUCUUCUAUGCUACAGCGUUCUGCAAUCCAAUCUCAAGGCAGUAAGUGGCAACAAGGUCUACGGAAGAGAUGCAGCCAUAUGUAAAGGAGAAAAAUAAGUGUGUUGGGGCUGCCAUUUGCUCAUCUAAAAACAACUGGGAAUAAAAACAGCCCCUAUAUUGUAUGCCCUGGUAGCAGAAAAUACAAUGUUUCCACAGCUUCUUUCAGGCCAACAUACCAUCCGCUCUAAUUAGGAACCGUGUCCACUUCCCCUUGGAAAUCUGAACUUCAUACAAUGCCAGGACAUGAUCAUGCCUCAAGUGCACCCUCUACGCCACACCAUGGCUGAAACCUGCUAACAUGGGUCUAGAGGCGUGAAAAGGCAUCAAGAUCCCAGCCACUGCCCUGCAACCACCUUCUCCAGAUGUAAGCAGGCGAUUCAUGAGUAGGUGUGGGUGAACACACUGCCAGCACCUGAAGACGGCUCUGAGCUCAGCAUCCAUCAGAUUGGCACUGUACCUUCUUCAAACCACCAGCCAAGGAUCCCACUGUCCGUCGGGACCUCAGCAGCCAAGAACAAGGUCCAGAAGCUGGAACUGCAGCAGGGAAGACCACAUACGUUAAAUAAAAGGAAGCCGUAAAAAAAGCCGACUAGCCUUGCGCAAAAGGAGUACUUACUUUAACUGGAAUGUCUUUAAACAGAAAUUAAAUGGAAUUCAGCUUGUAUGGCAGAAAACCUGUACAGGCAGAAAUUUUAAUUUUCUGGGACUAUAGUUUCUUUGGGUGAGUUUGGGAUAACAAACAAAGUCAGAAGACAGACAAAUGCAUACAGAAUUCUUUUAUUUAACUUAAAUCAUGUAGUACUGUAACUACUAGAAAAAAGCAGAGUAAGAGAAACUAAAGGAGCCUUAGCUUCAGCCAUUCAAAAUAGACAAAGUUUCUUUUUUCAUAAUGUAAAGAAUCCAGAGUAUAUCGCAAUAACAGGAAUAAAUUCUUACAACAGAAUAUACAAAAACGUUUUGAAAUUUUAUCAUCUACUGAUUCAUUUUAUAUAAACACAGGAAUUUCUUUAGGAAUAAUUUACACACAGCAAGUCUUUUUAUGUAAUAAAUUGGCCAUGUUAUUACUGUUUUAAUUUUUUUUUCUCUUUUUUAAAAAAAAAUUUUUUUUUGUUUUUUUUUUUUAAA